This is a messenger RNA of Diprion similis, 953 nucleotides long. RefSeq lists its product as uncharacterized. Lineage: Eukaryota; Metazoa; Arthropoda; Insecta; Hymenoptera; Diprionidae. The record is from RefSeq and is a predicted model, not a curated record. The transcript is spliced from 2 exons. The coding region runs from base 92 to 805 and encodes 237 amino acids.
AAAGAACCAUCGAUUGUCACCGGCGUUAACGGUUCAUUUUCUAGUCUAAUUCAGUAACAAACAAGUAAAGAAAAUUAUCACAGAAGCAAAGAUGAAGUGGAAAAUCGCGCUGCUGACUGUAAGCCUUGCCCUCGUCAACGCGGAGCCGAAAAAGGAAUGCGAGAACGACAUGCGAUGUGCCGAAGACAAGUUGACCCGAGUUAUGGACAAACUAAAUAACGAAGAUACCAUUCGUAUUUACGGUGAUAUGAUCACAUUGGAAAAAAUACCAGUCGAAGAUUCUGAAGACAGUCAGGAUGAGACAGACCCACUUCUCAGCAGGGUAGACAGAUUCCUGCAAAGCCGCAAGAUUCAUCUUAGUUUUCCCAAUGACGGUUCGUCUGCUGAUCUAUUCGGAAGAGCUCUUGGGGAAAAAGACGUUCAAUUCAAACUCAGAAGCUUGACUCAAGGUGCUUCAGAGGGACGUUCGAAACUCAAGAAAAUCCUGAUCCCCGUUCUACUGGCUUUGAAAUUAAAGGCUAUGAUUGUUCUACCGAUCGUCAUCACCCUGAUCGGUCUUGUCGGCAUUAAGGGCUUGGGUACUGGACUCGCAGCUCUUCUCAUUUCUGGUGCUCUAGCCCUCAAAGCUCUCCUUACGCCUCCGCCACUACCCCCGCGGGUGAGCUAUGGUAUCAUAAAGCCACAUGAUAUACAUCACGAUCACUGGCACAGGUCCCAGGAAGAAGUAAACGAGCCCUACAGAGGCUGGGUACCCGAAUACGUCGAUCAGUUCCAGGGCUAUCAGGGUUACCAAGGUGUGCCUUGAACCUAACGUUUUUGCGUUACUUGAUUGUAGCUUCCAUCACUGUAGUUAAAAAAUUCAAUGCCACAAUUCGAUGUAAAACAUUCUAUUACUAUUGAUCAUCUUUUACAUUUAUAUUAUUUAUUUUCUAAGUUAUGAUAUAUUUAUUGAA